Molecule: messenger RNA, 918 nt
Organism: Capsicum annuum
Lineage: Eukaryota; Viridiplantae; Streptophyta; Magnoliopsida; Solanales; Solanaceae
Product: probable carbohydrate esterase At4g34215
Exons: 2
Coding region: 1-918 (305 amino acids)
Source: RefSeq, a predicted model, not a curated record
AUGUUGAAGCACAAAAAUGAUGAAAUUAUUUUGAUCCUAACAUUUCUUUUACUUGUCUCAAACUUAUGUUGGUUAAUGAGUCCUAAGAGAGUGAAGGAAUGUAACACUACUAGUAGUAAUGGCAAGAAAAAUGUACAAAUUUUCCUACUAGCAGGGCAGAGCAACAUGUCAGGACGCGGCGGAAUCAGAAAAAAAUUUGUUGGAGGAAAUGUUACUGAAGUGUGGGAUGGUUUCGUGCCUGAAGAAUGUAAACCAAAUCGAAAAAUUAUACGAUUUAAUGCAGCUCAAAAAUGGGAAGAAGCACAUGAGCCUCUAAAUUAUGGGAUUGAUUGUUUAGUAAGUUGUGGACUUGGUCCUGGAAUGGCAUUUGCUAAUGAAAUUCUUAAAAAAGACACAAGUUUUGGUGUCAUUGGUUUAGUGCCUUGUGCUAGAGGAGGGACUGGCAUGUAUAGAUGGAAUCGUGGAUCUUAUGCUUAUGAUGAUUUAAUUAAAAGAGCAAAAUUUGCUUUGAAAGAUGGAGGGACUAUUAGGGGGUUACUUUGGUAUCAUGGUGAAGGUGAUAUAAGAAAGAUUAAUGGAUCAAGUUCAUACAAGAACAAAUUUGAGAAAUUUGUUAAUGACUUGCGUAUUGAUUUGAAUUCUCUUAAUCUCCCCAUUUUGAUGGCCGUCCUACCGUACCCGAAAAAGCCAUUUGAAGGGCCAUAUAUAGAAGUGGUGAGAGCAGCUCAAUGGGGAAUCAACAUCUCAAAUGUAAUAAAGUUCGAUGCCAAGGGACUUGAAAUUGGUUCAGAUGGCAUUCAUCUAACUACCCCAGCACAAAUUCAACUUGGUCAUAUGUUUGCUCAUGCUUUUCUUAGCCUAAACAAGUUCACAGCUUUUAGUUUCUUCAAGUUCUUCCCUUCUAAUAUAUUCUCCUAG